Molecule: messenger RNA, 2700 nt
Organism: Symbiodinium sp. CCMP2592
Lineage: Eukaryota; Dinophyceae; Suessiales; Symbiodiniaceae
Source: the annotation of a GenBank genome assembly
AUGGGUGAGUUGACGGUAUCUCCACAGGAGAAACUGUUCGAUGCGGUGUCGGCCAUCAACGAGGUUGCAGAGGAGCUGACACGUCGACUUCAAACCGAAGAGUGCACUGAUGGCGUGGACCUGACUGAUGGCCACAAUGUUGCACAGAUUAUUCAGGGUGUCGGCUUCAUGUUCCUCGCCAUGUGGCUGAUCUUCGCAAACAACUCGAAGGUUGCCGUUGCUCAGAAGGCACCCCUGGAGCAGCGCCACAACAUCUGUGCCACGAUCAGCACAGCCGUGGCCCUCUUUUCCGGCUUCUUCAACAUUCUGCAGCUCACGGCCAUUGAUGACUUCGACUUGCCAGGCCGCUCGAACAACUUCACUCUCAAUUUGUCCAGGCCCGUCGAGUGGAUCCUUACGUGCCCGAUCAUGCAGCUGAAGCUGGUGGUCCUUGCAGGCUCCCGUGUGCCAAGCUAUCGCCGUUUCAUGAUGCCGCUGCUCUCCGUGGCCGUCCUGCUUUGUGGCACGGCCUCAAUGUUCACGGGUGACGCCUUGCGCUUCGCAUGGUACGGCUUCGGCUUGAGCCUUGCUAGCAUCAUGUUCUACCACAACGCCAUUCAGAUCAGAGAGAACAGUGAGGGUGAGGAGUCUUUCCUUCAUGGCGAUUCCGACUUCCGCAAGCUAUCGCUGUGCUUGAUCCUCACAUGGUUCCCCUUCCCGAUGUGGUUCAGCUUGAGCGUGGAGGGUUUCGGUGUUAUCACGGACGGUUUCAUCAUCGAGAUGGGUUGGGUCGUUCUGAACAUCGUCUCGAAGUUCGUCUUCAUCAUCUGGCUGCAGCGAAUGAAGAUGGUACACCAGCGCAAAGUAGAGUCUACACGCGAGCUUUAUGGCUUGUCUGCUUCCGACGACAUGACUGAGGGUGACCUGAAGCAGAAAGCUAUUUCCUUGGGCACUCACGGCGGGGUGAACGCCGAGAAUUACGGCCUUGGCCAAGGGGAGGAGGCCGAGAGCGAGGUCAAGCUGGCCGAGUUGGUGGCCGAGACCAUGGUGACCCUUGGGAUGAGCAGCCACACAGACCGCAUGCUAAGGCUAAUGGUCGACAACGGGGUUACCAAUACGGCCGUCCUCGAGCGUCUGAACCAAGAGCGGUGCAUGGAGCUGAACCUGCCGUGGGCAUUGAUCGAUGCUACGCAGCGCCGUUGGACGGCUGAGAAGAUGAACAUGGGCCAGGAUCAAGGUGGGUCCAUCGAGAAGGAGGACCCAUUCAAGAAGCUCUUGGAUGCCAACAAGGAACGCAUGACGGGGAAGAGCCUCCUCAACGCACUCCCCAACAUGCCGGGCAUGUUGACACCGCCCCUUGCAGGAGGCAUGGUCAUGGACAUCGGGGGCAUGGAAGACCAGAUCCUGUCGGCAGUGAACAGGGCGCUGGUGCCGGUCCAGGAUAUGAUCAUGUCUCGCAUGCAAGUCAUGGAGGAGAACUUGCAACGCCAGCUCGAGAGUUCGCAAGAAGCCAUCUCCCAGCGCAUGGACUUCUCGCAGAUCUCGCUGCUGCAGACCGUCAACGCCUGUCAGGUGUUGCUGCAGAAGCUCGACUCCUCGCAGGAGACGGUGAUGCAGAAGAUGGACACGCAGAAGGCAGUGGUAGACCAGAUGGUGAACUCCUAUUCGGGCCUGGUCAAAAACAUCGACGGCGCCAGUGACAGCACUAAGCGGGCCUUGUUGGACACCGUGAACAGCUCGUCUGAUGUGCUCCUUCAGAAGCUUGAUGCCACGCAGCAGGACUUGCUGAAGCAGAGUCAGGACUCCCACUCGGUGCUGCAAACCGUGGCCCAGACGCAAACGACCCUGGCCAAGAAGGUCGACACUGGCAACGAGUUCACGCAAAAACGUUUGGUGGAGAUGGAGUCUUGCAUCGAGCGCAAGGUGGAUGCACUCGGCACUGCCGUCGCAGAGGGACAAGCUGCGGCCUCCGAGAAGAUCAUCCAGGCUUCGCGGGUCGACCUGGCCGCCCUCGCGACCCAGGGCAAUGCCAUGCUGGACGCGACGGAGAAGUCGGCGGCACAGCAGGAGCAGCGCAUGACGGAUGUCCGUCGCCAGAACCUCAUGAUCUUGGACCUGCUGACCAAUGCCCAGCAAGCAAUGCAAGGUAGUGCCGAGUCUCUCGAGAAUUUCACACGCUCCGAGAUCAUGCGUGACUCUGCGGCCAACAUGGAGAUGCAGAUCCGUGAUGUCAUCAUGCAGCAGAUGUCCAAGUUGCAGGACGCCUUCUUGGGCGGUGAUGAUGAAGAAGGUAGCGGCAACUCGUUCAAGGCGGCCGUGACGUCAAUGGUCAUGAAACUCGAGGAGAGCGCGGCUCGCUUGGAGACCGCAUCUACACCGGCCGAGGAUGGAGAAAAGCAGGCCGACAUGCUGAACAACAUGCGGCAGGAGCUCGCCGCCUUGGCUGCGGCCUUGGGGCAGCAGCAGCAGGAGGCAUCCCAGCAAAGCCUGCUCCAAGUCAGCGAAGCGCUCCGCGCUGAGCUGCUGCCGCUGAAGGAUUCGCAGACGGAGGUCACAGGAGUGUUGACGGAGAAGGUUGCUGAGCUUCAAGACUCCGUCGCUCAGAACCUGGCCAAGUUUGAGAUGGGCAUGGACAAAGUCUUGCAGACCGUCGAGGCAUCAUCUGCAAAACCUUCCAGCCAGGAUAAGCGUUCAUCUCGCCAAGCGGAUCGCAGCGGCUAG